AGAUGGGAGGGGCAGCUCGGGGGAAACUGAGGCAGAGGCUGUGUCCUGCUUUGAGCCUCGUGCCCAGCGCCUCCCCUUGGCCCCAGCCUCAGACAGGGGUGGGGUCAGGGUGGUCCAAGGCAGGGAGGAGUGGGUGGGGUCUGUGGCAGGAACCGGAAGUGCCCCUGCUGCAGCUGAAACCUGGGCUCACUUCUCACUCAACGCGGCCUGAGCUGGAGGUGGACUCCCGCGCAGAGGCCAACAGACCGAUGGCUCUGCCCUGCGCCCUUGGGCUUGGGACGCUGCUGGCCCUGCCGGGAGCCAUGGGCUCAGGGGGCAGCGAAGACGGCCUGGGCUCCGGCUCCAACUCUGUCACCGUGGUCCUGCUGCUGCUGCUGCUGCUGCUGCUGGUCACCGGCCUGGCCCUGGCCUGGCGCCGCCUCAGCCGCGACUCCGGGGGCUACUACCACCCGUACCGCCUGGGCGCUGCGCUGUGGGGCCGUACCCGCCGCCUGCUCCAGGCCAGCCCCCCGGGCCGCUGGCUUCAGGCCCGGGCUGAGACGGGGUCACGGGACACCGACCCACAGCAGCCGGAGAACCAGCGGGACGCCGAGGACGCCAUCAACGGUGGCCUGGAGGGGGCUGAGCCCUGGGAAGCUGGGCCGCGGCGCGGAACGGGGUCCCGCCCAGAGCAGCCCCCAGAGCUGGCGGAGGAAGCCCACGACAGUGACACCGAGGGGGGCUUGGCCCUCGGCUCCCAGGGGCCGGCGUGCGCGGGGGGCAGCGCGGAGGCUCUGCUGAGUGACCUGCACGCCUUCUCGGGCAGCGCGGCCUGGGACGACAGCGCUGGCGCGGCCGGGGGCCAGGGCCUCCACGUCACGGCGCUGUAGGGGCCAGCCUCGGUGUCCCACCCGACACAGCCCCUCUCCUGUGCUCUGCUCCCCAAGCCGCCCCCACUGCCACCUCCCCAAGGCGCCAGGCAACCUCGAAAUAAACC
Messenger RNA from Lepus europaeus (European hare), 976 nucleotides. RefSeq names its product protein tyrosine phosphatase receptor type C associated protein (gene PTPRCAP). Lineage: Eukaryota; Metazoa; Chordata; Mammalia; Lagomorpha; Leporidae. The coding region runs from base 3 to 869 and encodes 288 amino acids. The record is from RefSeq and is a predicted model, not a curated record. Gene Ontology annotation, cellular component: plasma membrane. The transcript has 2 exons.